Messenger RNA from Centruroides sculpturatus (bark scorpion), 4375 nucleotides. Its product is annotated as ras-specific guanine nucleotide-releasing factor 2-like. The record is from RefSeq and is a predicted model, not a curated record. The coding region runs from base 243 to 3806 and encodes 1187 amino acids. The transcript has 23 exons. Gene Ontology annotation, molecular function: guanyl-nucleotide exchange factor activity; protein binding. NCBI's taxonomy places the organism in Eukaryota, Metazoa, Arthropoda, Arachnida, Scorpiones, Buthidae.
AGGGAGAGAGAGCGUAUCGGCUGCAGUGUGAUGUGCAAGUAUGCGUUACUUGUAAGCAACAAGCAGAAGCCGGUUGGAGUGGAGCGUUGUGUGUGCUGUGGAUUCGCAGUUGGAGACAGAACGUUGCAGAGACAGCACAGCACAGGUCGUCGGUCGUACCUGUUGCCAAAUGAAAUGGUACGGUGGAAUCGUUUGGUUAGUCAGACUGUUUAGCCACUGUUAUUAAAUAGUGAAUCGACGACAUGCAGAGAAAUCUUAGACUUAAUGAAUCGCAGCUCUUAACUUUAGCUGAUAAGGCGUUACACGAUAACGGUUAUAGAGGUUACUUGUGUAAAAAGAGUACCGAUUCUAGUAAGUGGCAGCUGAGAUGGUUUGUGUUAUAUCAGAAUUUACUUUUUUAUUACGAAAACGAAAAUUCUAAUAGACCAUCCGGUGUCAUUUUUUUGGAGGGAUGUUAUUGUGAACGACUCAUCACUCCUAAUACUGGAAGAUCUAGUGGUAGUGCUCAAUAUUGUUUUGCAAUAACGUAUCGUCGAGAGGGUUCUAGACAAUAUGAUUUAAAAGCAGAGACAGAAGCAGAAUGCAACAGUUGGAUCCAGGCUAUAGAAGGAGCUAGUUUUAGUAAAGUAGUCCUGCAGAAAGAAGAAUUGGAACAAAAACAUCUUCAUCUGGUGCAAAUUGUAGAAAGUGAAAAAACUGCCAAAUGGCAAUACGCUCAGCAAUGCGAGGAAUUGUCGAUGGAAAUCAAGAAACUUCGUGCAGAACUGUGUCAAUUGAAGAGAGAAUGGCGAAUGACUCCAAGCAAGUCUGAAGAAGAAGAUAGCGAAGAAAUUCGUAAAAUUAAAAAGGUUCAAAGCUUCUUUAGGGGAUGGUUAUGUCGAAGGAGGUGGAAACAAAUAGUUGCAGAAUAUAUCAACUCACCACAUGCAGAAGCUAUGAGGAAAAGAAACAGUUUAGUAUUUAAGAUGGUCGAAUCUGAGGAAGAAUAUGUGGAACAACUUCAGCUAGUAGUUUCGUGUUUUUUGAGACCAUUUAAAAUGGCAGCAAGUUCUCAAAAACCACCUUGUACUCAUGAUGAAGUGAAUUCUAUAUUCCUCAAUGGCGAAACCGUCAUGUUCCUCCACCAAAUUUUCAUCAAAGGAUUAACUGCCAGAAUGGAAAGCUGGCCAACAUUAGUUUUAGGUGACCUGUUUGACAUGCUUCUACCCAUGCUCACAAUCUACCAGGAAUAUGUCCGAAAUCAUCACUACAGUCUCCAAGUCCUAGCCGAAUGUAAACAGAGAGAAAAAUUCGCUGCAAUACUUCAACGUUUAGAGGAGAAGUCGACAUUGCAGGGGCGAACACUGGAAAAUUUUCUAACAUAUCCCAUGCAUCAAAUCCCUAGGUACAUUGUUCUCCUUCAUGAACUUCUUGCACAUACUCCACAUAAUCAUGUAGAAAGAAAGAGUUUAGAAAUAGCUAGAGUUAAAUUAGAAGAGUUAUCGAGGCAGAUGCAUGAUGAAGUUAGCGAAACAGAAAACAUCCGAAAGAAUUUAGCCAUCGAGAGAAUAAUUAUCGGAGGGUGCGAUAUUCUUCUAGAUGUUAAUCAAGUUUUCGUACGACAGGGGAGUGUUAUACAAAUAAUAAGCAGCGAAAAAACGAAAGGUCAACGUUCGAGAAUCGGAAAUUUGAGAGGUGAAAAGGAAUUAGUGAGACAGUGCUACCUUUUCACAAACCACAUGCUUCUCUGUACUCGAACUUCAGCUGGGAAACUCCAUCUUGUGGAGAACGUUGGCAAGAUACCUCUAGCAGAUGCCACACUUAUAGAGGAACCAAACGAACAGUUUCAAUUUACCGUGGACGAUGGAGAGGGCGGCUCCUUAAGUUCCGCUUCCAGUCAGAGCAGCGGGAUGAGCAGCGACGCGAGCAGCGCGACAUCUAGUGGUGGACAGAAGGACUAUGGCGGAUUAGACUUUAAGAUCAUCGUCGACUUCAAGAGUGGUCCACCGGUCACAAUUCACUUAGUAGCACCGACCAUGCAAGAAAAAGCAGCCUGGACCAGCGACAUAAGUCAGUGUAUCGACAAUGUCCAUUUUAAUGAUUUGUUUCAUAGUACAAUGAGUGAUUCAUCUUCGGUUACAAUGCCACAUUCCGUUAGGAAUGAUCCAAGACUUUUUAAGGAUGAUGUAGAUAUCAGAUUUAGCCGUACACUGAAUUCUUGUAAACUACCGCAGAUUCGUUAUGCUAGUCCAGAAAGGUUAUUUGAACGUCUGACAGAUUUACGUUUCCUAAGCAUAGAUUUUCUGAAUACUUUUUUAUUAACAUAUCGUGUUUUCACUGAUGGUGUUACUGUGCUAGAAGCACUUAAAAAAGUUCAUUAUAAUCCAGAAUCACAGUUAAAUGCAAUUGGUCCUGGACUUCAAGAUUCAACAGGAUCAUUGGAUGCUAUACCGGGAGACGGGCAGACAGAGUUAGGACUUGUAGUAGCUGAUUAUGAUUAUUCUCGACGAAUCAGUACUGGAAGCAUGAUGUCUGAUAUUAGUGAAGCUCCAAGAGAUUCCAUUGAUGCAAGCUCAGGGUAUUUUCAGCAAUCACAGGUGAUAAGGAAUCAGCAGCAUUGGAGACUUAGUCAUCGAAAAUUUGAAGAAGAACAGCAGCAGCAACUAAGGGAAUCAGCUCUGAGAAGGACCCGAGAGAGUAUUCCUGCUUCUCCUAGUCCAGAACCAAUUUGUGUGCCAGUACCACCACCACCAACUCCUGAACCUGGUGGUGUUUCUGAUGAAACUAUUUCAGGUCAAUCAAUAGAUAAAAUGUCUCAAGACUCAGGUGCAGAACCAAGUAAAUUAGUACCGCCAUCUCAAUCUACAGAUACUUUAGCAGAGGCUAGUAAUCCUAGUACACCCACAAAUCUUAGUGCUACUGCAAGUACUGUAACUUUGGUGGGAAGUGUUGGAAGUAGUGAUUCACCAAAAGCUAGUCCUAGUCGAAAAAAUGCUCCACAACGUCUCCCAUCUCAUGAAAUGGCACCACUUAGUACACCUGAAGAAACUCCUCCACCCACUCCUCCAGCUACAGCUACUCCUGCCACACCACCAACACCACCAGUGAUCAAUGCAAGUCAAAUUCAACGCACUCUUCUUGAAAAGCAACAACGUCAGUUGCCUGCUCCUAUGCAUCCGAGUCAGUCAGCUCCAAAUGUUAUGAACUACUUAAAAGUAAGGGGUGGUGCUAAACGAGGAAGUAGUGAUACAGAAAGUACCAGUCAAUCUACUACUCCUCGUAGUAGUUUUCAAACUGAAUCUACAAUAUUGUCGACCCCUCGAAGCAGUUUUCAAUUUGCAGAUUCUCCUCAACAUAGCAGUAAAGCUGGUGUUGUUGUGACAUCUUCAAGAGCUUCUACUCGCAGAUCCAGUACAGCAUCUGCAGCAGUAGCUUUUGCCGUAGCUACUGCUGGUGCAACUAAUCCAUUAGAACCCGUUUCUCAACCUCAUUCCAGGGCUGGAAGUCGACUGUCAAGUGCAGUUGGGGCUGAUUUGAAGAUUCCAAAUGCAAAAUUAAAGAGAGAAUCUUUAAUUAGUACUGCUGCUACUAUGAGAGUACUGAACGUAUUACGGCAUUGGGUUUCUAAACAUUCUCAAGAUUUUGAAAGUGAUCCUAAAUUGUUGCAAAUGACUAUUGAAUUUUUAGAAGAAUUAGUUCAUAAUCCUAAUCUUCUUCCAGCUGAACACAAAGCAGCUGGUCAUUUGCUUCAAAUGAUUUCUAAACAAGAUCAGGAGAAAACAUCUAUUGAUUUGGAUGUUUUGCUAGCAGCACCAAGGGCAAGCUAAUAAAUAUUUUGAUUAUUGUUAUCUUCUUUAUAAUACAUCUAUAUUAUUACUCUUACAAUUUUAUUCCAGUAGAUUUGAGUAAACAGUUCUUUAAAUGCAUAAAUAUAUUUUAAACUUUACAUUAUAAUUGAUUUAUUUUAUCAUAUCCAUAAUUAUUUAUAUAAUAAUUCUUCUGACUAAGAUUACUUUUGUUGUUUCAUGCAAGACUGUCAGAAUAGGUUGGAUUUGGUCAUGGUUGAUACUAUUUACAGCCAACAUUAUGAAUACAAUUCUAAUUUCUAAUCAUCUGCUAACAUAUAACACUGUCAAGCCAAACCAAUAGACUUUUCCUUAUGGGAAAAGAAAGGGGGGAAAGCAAUACUUUAGAGAUUGCUUUUUCCCUUAACAUGGCAAUUUCUCUCUCCUUUUAGCCAAACUACUUCCGUCCUUCCUGUAGCCCUAUCAUGUUUGUCUGUUUCAUCCAGAUCAUAUGCAUUCAUAUAAUUUUUAUGUAAUGAAAAAGUUUUAAUUUUAUUCAUAUAUUUUGCAUCCAGCUAUAACAGCCAAUUUCAUAUGUAUUAAAAAAUGUU